AUGGAAGGGAGCUGUGAUAAAGAAAAGUUCAACGAGUUCAUCCUGUCAUGGGUGAUUCCAUGCAUGAACCAAUAUCCUGGCCCUAAUAGUGUGCUUGUCCUGGAUAAUGCAAAAAUUCAUCAUGGAGGAGAGUGGGUCUCUAUCGUUGAAGGACUAGGUGGACGAGUGCUCUAUCUCCCUCCAUAUUCGCCAGACUUCAAUCCCAUUGAAACAUCUUUUGCUGUAAUCAAGAGUUGGCUUAAGAGGCAUCGUGAUUUUGUCACAUCAUGCAAUGACCCUACUUAUCCUAUUCUGAUUGCAUGCGGUCAGAUUACACCUGACAUGGCCAAAUCUUUUUUCAAAGCAUCCAUAUACUUUUGA
This is a messenger RNA of Paraglomus brasilianum, 360 nucleotides long. The record is from the annotation of a GenBank genome assembly. NCBI's taxonomy places the organism in Eukaryota, Fungi, Glomeromycota, Glomeromycetes, Paraglomerales, Paraglomeraceae.